CGUUCCUCGAGACGGCGGAGGCACGUGCUGGGGUCCGAGCGGUGACCGCAGCGAUGGCGUCGUUACUUUGGAAAGGCGAUCCGGGGGCGGCGGAGAGCGAACAUGUAAACAGCCAUUUUUCAAACCUCAUGCUCCACCAGAAGGACCCUCAGGAUAUGAAGACUACCACAGUCCCAGACCUAGAUUUCUCCAUUCAUAACGCAGAGGAAGAUGAAGAAGACGUAGUGGAUUUGGCAGCUAAUUCACUCUUAAACAAGUUGCUCCGGCAGUCCUUAGUAGAAUCCAGUCACAAAGUGGAAGUCUUACAGAAGGAUCCCAAGUCUCCACUCUACUCCGUGAAAACAUUCGAAGAGCUGCGGCUAAAGGAAGAGCUGCUAAAAGGGAUCUAUGCAAUGGGAUUUAACAGGCCGUCCAAAAUCCAAGAGAUGGCUCUCCCCAUGAUGCUGGCGCACCCACCCCAGAACCUCAUAGCCCAGAGCCAGUCCGGAACAGGAAAAACAGCCGCCUUCGUCUUGGCGAUGCUCAGCAGAGUUAACGCCCUGGAUCUGUUCCCACAGUGCCUCUGCCUGGCUCCAACUUACGAGCUGGCUCUGCAGACGGGCCGAGUGGUCGAGCAGAUGGGGAGAUUCUGCGUGGACGUUCAAGUGAUGUACGCCGUGCGCGGGAACCCAAUUCCCAGAAGCACCGACCUCACCAAACAAAUCAUCAUCGGCACCCCCGGGACUGUCCUGCACUGGUUUUUCAAACGGAAAUUAUUCGACCUGACCAAGAUUCGUGUGUUCGUCCUGGAUGAAGCAGAUGUGAUGAUUGACACCCAGGGAUUCUCUGAUCAGAGCAUUCGAAUUCAGAGGGCUUUGUCCCCCGGGUGCCAGAUGCUCCUCUUCUCCGCAACCUUUGAGGACUCGGUGUGGCAGUUCGCGGAGCGGAUCAUUCCGGACCCCAACGUGAUCAAGCUGCGCAGAGAGGAGCUGACCCUGGACAACAUCCGCCAGUACUACGUGCUGUGCGAGGAGCCGAAGGACAAGUACCACGCCCUGUGCAACAUCUACGGCGGCAUCACCAUCGGCCAGGCCAUCAUCUUCUGCCAGACUCGUAAAAGUGCCAAGUGGUUGACAGUGGCGAUGAUACAGGAUGGCCACCAGGUGGCUUUGUUGAGCGGAGAGCUGACUGUGGACCAGCGAGCGUGCAUCCUUCAGAGUUUCCGGGACGGGAAAGAAAAAGUUCUCAUAACCACCAAUGUCUGUGCUCGAGGGAUUGAUGUGAAGCAGGUCACGAUUGUUGUGAACUUUGACCUCCCCGUGAACCAGCUGGAGGAGCCGGACUACGAGACCUACCUCCACCGCAUCGGGCGGACCGGGCGCUUUGGGAAGAAAGGGCUCGCCUUCAACAUGAUCGAAGUGAAUAAGCUGCCCCUGCUCAUGAAGAUCCAGGACCACUUCAACAGCAGCAUCAAGCAGCUCGACCCGGAAGACCUGGACGAAAUCGAAAAGAUUGGGUAUUGAAGGAAGAACUUUGUCACUUGUGGCAUUUCCUAGUUUAUGGGAAAAUAUCCCAGUGGGGUUUAAAGUUUUGUGGUUUUUUUUUUUAAUGUGGAGGUUUUUUCAAUAUGAAAGUGCUGCUUAUGGCAAAAAUAAAUGGGGCAGCCUUAGUAUUAAGGACCUGACGUCUUUUUGAAACCAAACUGAUGUGAAGCACAUGAUACUUUUGAAUAAAGAGGCAACACUAUUUCUUAUUCUAA
Molecule: messenger RNA, 1738 nt
Organism: Phyllostomus discolor (pale spear-nosed bat)
Lineage: Eukaryota; Metazoa; Chordata; Mammalia; Chiroptera; Phyllostomidae
Gene: DDX25
Product: DEAD-box helicase 25
Exons: 12
Coding region: 54-1502 (482 amino acids)
Biological process (GO): poly(A)+ mRNA export from nucleus
Cellular component (GO): nucleus; cytoplasmic stress granule
Molecular function (GO): RNA helicase activity; RNA binding; ATP binding
Source: RefSeq, a predicted model, not a curated record